Molecule: messenger RNA, 936 nt
Organism: Mycotypha africana
Lineage: Eukaryota; Fungi; Mucoromycota; Mucoromycetes; Mucorales; Mycotyphaceae
Product: aspartic peptidase domain-containing protein
Exons: 4
Biological process (GO): proteolysis
Molecular function (GO): aspartic-type endopeptidase activity
Source: RefSeq, a predicted model, not a curated record
GGUUACUAUGGAGAAAUCAGUAUCGGGACGCCACCGCAAUCAUUCAACCUUAUUUUCGACACUGGAAGUUCUGAUUUAUGGGUUGUAUCGUCGGAAUGCACGAAUGAUAUCUGUGAUAAGGAAGAGGAUAAUGAAUUUGCUGCUGCCGAUGGCGAUAACUUUAUCAGAAUUGACUAUGGCACCGGAAAUAUGGAGGGACAAUUGGGACGUGACACGGUGCGCUUGGCUAACGAUCAAAUUAUUAUUGAGAGCCAAGCCAUCAUUGAUGCUCACAGUUUGUCACCAAACUUCAAACAGCUACCUAUACAUGGUAUUUUUGGGCUUGGACUCCAGAAUUUAAGUAGUUUGAAAGGUUUUACUUCGCCAAUUGAGUCCAUGAUAAAUCAAGGCUUACUAGACGAACCUUUAUUUGCUAUUUAUUCGGAACAAGAGACUGGAGAAAUAGACUUUGGCGGCGUGGAUACAAACCGCUUUGAAAACGAUUUAUUAUACCUAAACGGGAUCAGUGAUGAGUUUUGGAUGAUAUCAGCAGAUAAGGUUCACUUUGGGACAACAGUCUAUAACGACCGCAAAGCUAUCAUUGAUAGCGGAUCAAGUUUGAUCAUAAUGCCCAAGGAAGAUGCAAUAGCAUACCAUAAACAAAUAAAAGGUGCUGUUUACAAUAGAGACGGAACUUGGUCUUUCCCGUGCCAAGCAAUUGAUUCCAUGCAUUCGUUGGUGAUAAAUACUGAAAACAUCAAUUUAACCAUUCCGCCAGAAGGUCUCUUUUUAACUCAAAGCAACUCGCUAGAUAAAAAAUGCUUAUCGGGCGUAUCUACACAGGCAACAGGAAAUAGUGAAGUAUGGAUCUUCGGUGAUGUAUUUUUGAGAAACUUUUAUACAGUAUUUGAUAUUAGACGGAAACAAAUAGGCUUCGCCAAACCAAAAAGAAGAUAA